GGUUGACUUCUGUUCCUGUGCCGGUCCCUCUCCCUGUUCAGCUUUGUGCAGACAUGAACCCCAGCGACCCCAGCUACUCCUUGGCUUCACUCUAUGUGGGGGACCUGCACCCCGACGUGACCGAGGCGAUGCUCUAUGAGAAGUUCAGCCCGGCAGGGCCUAUCCUUUCCAUCCGGGUGUACAGGGACAGAACCACCCGCCGCUCGCUGGGCUACGCGUCCGUAAACUUCCAGCAGCUGGAGGAUGCCGAGCGGGCCUUGGACACCAUGAAUUUCGAUGUGAUAAAGGGCAAGCCGGUUCGCAUCAUGUGGUCUCAGCGGGACCCAUCGCUGCGCAAGAGUGGGGUAGGCAACAUAUUCGUCAAAAAUCUGGACAGAUCCAUUGACAGUAAAACGCUGUAUGAUACGUUUUCUGCCUUCGGUAACAUCCUUUCCUGUAAGGUGGUGUGUGAUGAGAAUGGCUCCAAGGGUUAUGGAUUCGUACACUUCGAGACACAGGAAGAAGCCGAACGAGCAAUUGAGAAAAUGAACGGGAUGUUCCUAAAUGACCGCAAAGUGUUCGUUGGGCGCUUUAAGUCUCGUAGAGACCGGCAGGCUGAACUUGGAGCCAGGGCCAAGGAGUUCACCAACGUUUACAUCAAGAAUUUGGGAGAAGACAUGGAUGAUGAAAGACUCCAAGAUCUCUUCAGCAGAUUUGGGCCUGCCUUAAGUGUUAAAGUCAUGACUGAUGAAAGUGGAAAGUCCAAAGGAUUCGGAUUUGUAAGCUUUGAAAGGCAUGAAGAUGCACGAAAGGCAGUGGAUGAAAUGAACGGAAAAGACCUCAAUGGAAAACAAAUUUAUGUAGGUCGAGCUCAGAAAAAGGUGGAACGACAGACUGAACUGAAGCACAAAUUCGGGCAGAUGAAGCAAGAUAAGCCCAAAAUUGAACAGGUACCACAAGAUAGAAGCGUCAGAUGCCAAGGUGUUAACCUUUACGUGAAAAACCUCGAUGAUGGUAUUGAUGACGAGCGUCUCCGGAAGGAGUUUUCUCCGUUUGGGACUAUCACUAGUGCAAAGGUAACAAUGGAGGGUGGGCGCAGCAAAGGAUUUGGUUUUGUAUGUUUCUCCUCUCCAGAAGAAGCCACCAAAGCCGUUACAGAAAUGAAUGGCAGAAUAGUGGCAACCAAACCACUCUACGUAGCUUUAGCUCAACGCAAAGAGGAGCGCCAGGCUCACCUCAGUAACCAGUACAUGCAAAGAAUGGCAAGCACCAGUGCCGUGCCCAACCCAGGCAUCAACCCUUUCCAGCCAGCACAGGGUCUUUCAGGAUACUUCAUGACAGCUACAGCACCGACUCAGAACCGUGGGACAUACUAUGCUCCUAACCAAACUACUCAGCAAGGACCAAGUGCCCGUGGGAGUGCUCAGGGUACCAGAGCGCAUCCAUUCCAAAACAUGUCUAGUGCCAUCCACCCAUCUAAUACUAUGCCAUCAUUUAGUACUUCAGGACCCACUUCCUCACAGGCCGUACGACACCGUACUGCCAGCACCUCCACACAGAUGAUGGGCCCACAUCCUGCAGCUGCUUCUACUGCAGCUGCUCCUGCCGCCCGCACAGUUACUCAGUAUAAAUAUACUGCUGGAGUCCGAAAUCCCCCUCAGCAUCUUAAUACACAGCCACAGGUCACCACGCAGCGGUCUGCUGUUCCUGCCCAAGGUAAAGAAUCUUUGACUGUCUCCAUGUUGGCAUCUGCUCCUCCUCAAGCUCAAAAGCAAAUGUUAGGGGAAUGGCUAUUUUCUCUUAUUCAGGCCAUGCACCCUGCCCUUGCCGGUAAAAUCACCGGUAUGCUGUUGGAAAUUGAUAAUUUAGAGCUACGCCACAUGCUUGAGUCUCCAGAGUGUCUCCACACCAAAGUCGAUGAAGCCAUAGCUGUACUGCAAGCCCACCAAGCUAAAGAGACUUCCCAGAAAGCAGUCAGCAGUGUUGCUGGUGUCCCAACUUCUUAAAGUUGAGCAAAAGAAAGCAUAAAACCUCCUGCUUCACUGAAGAAAAAAAAAAUCUAGACACCAAAAAACUGUGACAACAAAAAGAAAACUAGAAACUAAGCGAAAAGGAAAGGAACUUAUAAUCUCCUGUGCCAUCAGUGUCAGGUCUAGUGUGCAAUGCAAACCCCAGGUCACUUGGUUUAAGACAACAGAUAACAGAAAUAGUGACAUUUAAGAUCAGAUUAAUGUUAUCGACUUUGGGGAAAUGAUUUUCUUUUAACAAAGUGCAAAAAUUUAAAGCCUUUACUUCAAUUAUAAUUCAAAUAGCUCAAGAAGUCAUUUCUAAGUAACAGAAUUGAUACUUGAACAAGGACCAUGGUUCAGAUCAUAAUAUCCUUGCUUUACUAAAGCUUCCUUAAAGAGUAGAAGGGGGAAACUAUUGGCUAAUAAUACCUCUAAGACUUCUGGAAGGCUACUCCUGUCUUGUGGCCAGCUGUAUUUCCACUCAGUUGUUGCCGGAUAUAAAACACACCCCACACUAUCUCUAAUUCACAUAAUUGAUAUACCAAAGAACCCCCUUCAACUUAGAAGCUUGUGUCUGUGGCAUGAACUACAGAAAGUGAAUUUUAACCGCCAUAAAAGUUACCUUCAUAGUUUCUGGACUUCACUAACUUAUGUAAAUAUGUGCCUUCUUCACACUCAAUCUAACAUUCAGAUUACAUUUAUGCAGUGGCAUUUUGCUGUGCUUUGGAAGAUACAGGAGUUCUGGUUUUCUUGGAGCUGUGUUUUGGUGGAAUAGAUGUGAAGUAUUGGAUCACUAAAUACAUACUCUACAAAAACAGAGGAAAAGAGAGGGAAGAAGGGAGAUAGGAGACUUCGGAGGGGAGAGGGAUUAAUCUGCUUUUUUUUCAGGCCCCGAGAAAACGCAAACACAUCAGGAAGGCAUGUGUGCCCUCUGGAGCAUAUAUGAGCUAAGUGGAUUCUAGAGAGAAGAGCUGGGGUGUGUGGCUUUCUCCACACAAAGAGGGAGGAUUGGAGUAGAAAAGCAACAAAGGGGGUUUUCAUGAAUUUCGAUCUAUACAAUAAAGCUGUUUUUCACAAAUACAAA
This is a messenger RNA of Rattus rattus (black rat), 3072 nucleotides long. Its product is annotated as polyadenylate-binding protein 1-like. NCBI's taxonomy places the organism in Eukaryota, Metazoa, Chordata, Mammalia, Rodentia, Muridae. Gene Ontology annotation, molecular function: RNA binding. The record is from RefSeq and is a predicted model, not a curated record. The transcript has a single exon. Gene Ontology annotation, cellular component: ribonucleoprotein complex. The coding region runs from base 54 to 1985 and encodes 643 amino acids.